Aureobasidium melanogenum CBS 110374 is the source of this 4623-nucleotide messenger RNA. Its product is annotated as ATP-binding cassette glutathione S-conjugate transporter. The transcript is spliced from 8 exons. Gene Ontology annotation, cellular component: membrane. The record is from RefSeq and is a predicted model, not a curated record. The coding region runs from base 1 to 4623 and encodes 1540 amino acids. Lineage: Eukaryota; Fungi; Ascomycota; Dothideomycetes; Dothideales; Saccotheciaceae. Gene Ontology annotation, molecular function: ABC-type transporter activity; ATP binding; ATP hydrolysis activity. Gene Ontology annotation, biological process: transmembrane transport.
AUGCGCGACUCGGCCGCAUACCAGACGGUGUUGCAGUCUCCAGUCGACUUGCAUUAUCUGGGCGUUUCGAGCCAUCCCAGUCAGCGUCAGCCACUAUGCCGCAACGCUGAAGGAUGGGGUCCUAUUAGCCCUUUUCGCUAUGACUUUACGCCCUGCUUCCUCGAUGUCUGGGUUGCUUCUGUCUCUGUCUUUGGUCUGAUCUUUGGAGCCGGUGCAGUUUACUACCUCUUGAAGAAAUGUAGUCCUCAACCCGUCAAGCAAGAUUGGCACUUCUAUACAAAGAUGUCCGUCCUUGUUGCUCUUUGCGUCGCCACCAUCCUCCAAGCUGUCUUUCAGGUCAUCAACUUUGGCAGUGCCUGGGCGGGCGAUUUCCGCUUCUGGACCACCGUCUUGAAUCUCGUCUCCAUCGCCGUCAUCUUCUACAUCCAGUACAUUGAACAUUGGCGCUCCCGUCAGGCCAAUGGAGUCGUUCUGGUCUUCUGGCUGUUGCUCCUCAUCGCAUACGCCGUCAAAAUGCGUUCUCUAGUCUCGCAGCAACUAUACCGCACCGAACUCCCUUACUUCGUCACCUUCGCCGUUAGUGUCGCCUUGGCUGCUCUCGAGUUCGGUCUCGAGUGGCUUGUCCCCAAACGUCUAAGUGACUACGAUGCUCUUGGAGAUGAAGAUGAAUGCCCUAUGGAGUAUGCCAACAUCUUCUCCAUUCUGACUUUCGCCUGGAUGACUCCCAUGAUGAAAUAUGGCUACAAGAAUUUCUUGACUCAGGACGAGUUAUGGAACCUUCGCAAGAGAGACACAACUGCUGCAACCACUCAGGCCUUCAAUGAUGCUUGGGAGCAAGAGCUGGAAAAGAAGAAGCCAAGCCUUUGGAUUGCCCUGGCUCGAGGCUUUGGUGGUCCAUACGUUCGUGGUGCAAUGAUCAAGACCAUCUCUGAUGUCCUGGCCUUUGUUCAGCCACAACUUUUGCGUCUUCUCAUCUCGUUCGUUGAUUCCUAUCGCACCGACAACCCUCAGCCUCCUAUCCGUGGAGCCGCUAUCGCUCUUUCUAUGUUUGCUGUAUCAGUCUCUCAAACGCUUGCCCUGCAUCAGUACUUCCAGAGAGCCUUUGAGACUGGCAUGCGUAUUCGUUCAUCGUUGACCGCCGCAAUCUAUCACAAGUCAAUGCGCCUCUCUAACGAAGGCAGAUCAUCAAAGUCUACGGGAGAUAUUGUCAACUACAUGGCUGUCGAUACCCAGCGUCUGCAAGAUCUUGCGCAGUAUGGUAUGCAGCUGUGGUCUGCACCUUUCCAAAUCACACUGUGUAUGAUCUCGCUCUACCAACUUGUAGGAUUGAGCAUGUUCGCUGGUGUUGGUGCAAUGAUUGCAAUGAUUCCGAUCAAUGGUGUGAUUGCACGUAUCUCCAAGAACUUGCAAAAGAAGCAGAUGAAAAACAAGGACUCGAGAACGCGUUUAAUGACCGAAAUCUUGAGCAACAUGAAGUCAAUCAAGCUCUACGCCUGGACUACUGCCUUUAUGAACAAGCUGAACUACAUUCGUAACGACCUGGAACUGAACACUCUUCGAAAAAUUGGUGCAUCCAUGGCUCUGGCCAAUUUCACCUGGUCAACUACUCCUUUCUUCGUAUCUUGUUCGACAUUUGCGGUCUUCGUCCUUACUGGCAACAAAGCACUUACAACCGAUAUUGUAUUCCCUGCAUUGACACUAUUCAACCUCCUCACAUUCCCCCUGGCUAUCUUGCCCAUGGUGAUCACUUCCAUCAUCGAAGCAAGUGUCGCUGUCAACCGUCUGACAGACUUCUUUGUCGCACCCGAGUUGCAACGUGACGCUGUGCUCAAGUAUGAGGCGGUUAGUGAACGCGGAGAGGAAGCCGUUCGCAUCAGGGAUGCAACAUUCACUUGGAACAGCAAUGAUUCUCGCAAUGCUCUUGAGAACAUCUCCUUCUCUGCCCACAAGGGUGAGCUUUCUUGUGUUGUUGGUCGUGUUGGUGCCGGAAAGUCUUCCUUCCUACAAACCCUCCUGGGCGAUCUCUACAAAAUCAAGGGUGAGGUUGUUUUGCGUGGAAAGGUGGCUUACGUUGCUCAAUCUCCGUGGGUCAUGAAUGCCAGCGUUAGGGAAAACAUUGUUUUCGGUUAUCGUUGGGAUCCCCAAUUUUAUGAAAAGACUGUUCAUGCUUGCGCUUUGAAGGAAGAUUUCGCAUCGUUGCCAGAUGGCGAUCAAACCGAGGUUGGCGAGCGUGGCAUUUCCUUGUCUGGUGGGCAGAAGGCUCGUCUGACACUAGCCCGAGCUGUCUAUGCUAGAGCAGAUGUUUACCUUCUUGACGAUGUUCUGUCGGCUGUUGAUCAGCAUGUUGGAAGACAUUUGAUUGACAAUGUCCUUGGUCCCAAUGGUCUUCUCAGUGGAAGAACGAGAAUUUUGGCUACAAACUCUCUACCCGUCUUGAUGGAGGCCAACUAUAUCGUUCUCCUACGUGAAGGUCGCAUCUUGGAACGUGGUACUUACGAACAACUCAUGGCUAUGAAGGGAGAGAUUUCUCAACUCAUCAAGACUGCUAGCAACGAAGAAUCUCAAAGCGAAUCUCAGAGCGAGACACCAGACAGCGAUGACUCGGCCACUGUCUUUGAAACCGAUCCCAAUUCCGCACAGGGCGAACUUGAGACCACGCAGGCUGAAGAAGGCGAGACUCAACUUGCUCCCAUCAACACUGGUGGCGGUCGCCCAGCUCGCAGAGCAAGCGGUGUUUCCUUACGUCGUGCAAGUACUGCAAGCUUUGCUGGGCCUCGGGGUAAGCUCACGGACGAGGAAGGUACUGCCGGUCUCAAAAGCAAGCAGAAUAAAGAAUUCUCUGAGCAGGGUAAGGUCAAGUGGUCUGUCUAUUCGGAAUAUGCCAAGACUAGUAACCUGGUUGCUGUCGCCAUUUACCUCAUCACCCUGGUCGGAGCUCAGACCGCUCAGAUUGGUGGCAGUGUUUGGCUCAAGAAUUGGUCCGAGAUCAACGGCAGAUAUGGCGGUAAUCCUCAUGUAGGAAAGUACAUCGGCAUUUACUUUGCCUUUGGUAUUGGUUCCGCUGCCCUGGUCGUUGUACAGACCCUCAUCUUGUGGAUCUUCUGCUCAAUCGAGGCCUCGCGUAAACUUCACGAACGAAUGGCCUAUGCUAUCUUCAGAUCACCUAUGACCUUCUUUGAAACUACCCCCGCCGGACGCAUUCUUAACCGCUUUUCAAGUGACAUUUACCGUAUCGAUGAGGUCUUGGCUCGUACUUUCAACAUGCUCUUUGUCAACUCGGCACGAGCUCUCUUCACUCUGGUCGUCAUCUCAACGUCGACACCAGCCUUCAUCGCACUGAUUGUGCCAUUGGGUGGUGUCUACCUCUAUAUCCAAAGGUACUACCUCAGAACUUCACGUGAACUCAAGCGUCUGGACAGUAUCAGCCGCAGUCCUGUAUAUGCUCAUUUCCAGGAAUCUCUGAGUGGUAUCAGCACCAUUCGCGCUUACCAGCAAAGCAAGCGCUUCGCCAUGGAGAACGAAUGGCGUGUUGAUGCAAAUCUCAGAGCAUACUUCCCAUCCAUCAAUGCCAACCGCUGGUUGGCAGUUCGACUUGAAUUCAUCGGCUCUGUCAUCAUCCUUGCUGCCGCUGGUUUCGCCAUCAUCUCUGUUUCAACUGGAAGCAAUCUAUCUGCCGGCAUUGUCGGUCUAGCCAUGUCCUAUGCCUUGCAGAUCACCCAAUCACUCAACUGGAUUGUGCGUCAAACAGUAGAGGUGGAAACCAACAUUGUUUCGGUUGAGCGCGUCUUGGAGUACGCACGUCUCCCCAGUGAAGCUCCUGAGAUUAUCUCAAAGCACAGACCGCCAGUGAGCUGGCCUUCCAAGGGCGCAGUCUCUUUCAACAACUACAGCACCAGAUAUCGCGAGGGGCUGGACUUGGUUCUGAAAAAUGUCAACCUCAGCAUCAAGUCGCACGAAAAGAUUGGUGUUGUGGGCCGAACAGGUGCCGGCAAGAGUUCCUUGACACUCGCCCUGUUCCGCAUCAUAGAGCCUACUGAAGGUGAUAUAACCAUAGAUGAUUUGAGCACUAGCUCCAUUGGAUUGUUGGAUCUGAGAAGAAGGCUUGCUAUUAUUCCACAAGAUGCUGCUCUCUUUGAGGGCACUAUUCGCGACAAUUUGGAUCCAGGGCAUGUUCAUGACGACACUGAACUCUGGAGCGCUCUAGAUCAUGCGCGCCUGAGGGAUCAUGUGUCAAGCAUGUCUGGAGGACUUGACGCCCAGGUUCAUGAAGGUGGUUCUAAUCUGAGUCAAGGUCAGCGUCAACUGGUAUCUUUGGCGCGUGCAUUGUUAACGCCGAGCAACAUCUUGGUGCUUGAUGAAGCAACCGCCGCUGUUGAUGUGGAGACGGAUGCAUUGCUGCAAACCACUCUCAGAAGCAACAUGUUCAAAGAUCGGACGAUCAUUACAAUCGCCCACCGCAUCAACACAAUUCUUGACAGUGACCGCAUUGUGGUACUUGACCACGGGCGUGUGGCCGAAUUCGAUACGCCUUCCGAACUGGUAAAGAAGAAGGGUCUGUUCUACGAGUUGGUGCGGGAGGCUGGUCUUCUUGGAAGCGUCGACAUCAGCAUUGCAGCAGAAUAG